CUCUCUCUUCACAUUUACCAAGUUGAUAUGAAGUUGCUAGCAAAGCAGAGCAAAGCAAAAGUUAUCAAAGAUCAUCGUGCCCCUCUUUCAUCUAAUCUCAUCAACAGAGAUAGAGAGAAUAAUAAGUGAUGCCAUCUCAAUCUUCCUCCUUUGACCAGUCUAGGUCUAAAAUGGACUCACUGUUUGUCUAUCAUCUCUUCUCUUCUUCAAGUUUUGGACUCACUUCUAAAUCAUGGAUAAUAAUAUCAUUCUUGAAUUUCAAUGCUAGUUUUUGAAAGGUUUUUCAUCGAGAGAGAAGAUACAGAAAUGGGUAGUGGUAAGAACAGAUGGAGAAUCUCUUUCCAUCGAUCAACAGCAGCACCGGCCAAAAAGCAGCCACCAAUAGAGUUCAUUUGCCCAAUUUCUGGUUCAUUAAUGGCCGACCCAGUCAUCGUUUCCUCCGGCCAAACAUUCGAGCGUAACUGCGUUUCCGUCUGCAAAAACGCUGGUUUCAAUCCCCUCCUAUCAGACGGUUCCAUUCCAGAUUUCUCCACCAUCAUCCCUAACCUCGCCCUCAAAUCCACCAUUCUCAACUGGUGUCGUGAAUCUUACGUAGACCUCCCCAAACCCAUCGAUCAAAUCUCAGCAGAAAAGCUAGUUCUUUCUCUCGUAGCCUCGCAAACCCAUAAUCUAAUCGACCCACCUAAACAAGAUGAUAUAAGAAAGCCCGCCGGGGGGAAAUCAACUCACCGACCGAGUCGCCUCUCCACUAGUUCGUCCGAGUCCGUGGCUACAGUCGCAUCCGGCCCAAUCUCACGGCCAUCUUGCUAUUCCUCGCAGUCUUCCUCGUCGGAGAUCGAAGUCCUAAACGUUAACUCGUCCGACGAGGAAGAAUUAAUCGUCAGGCUGACUAGUUCCCUGGUCCAUGAACAAGAAGACAGUUUAAUUUCACUAAGGAAGGUGACAAGAACCAAAGUGGAAACCAGAAGUCGUCUAUGCACUUCCCGAUUAAUGUCAGUCCUCCGAUCCUUAAUCACAUCCAGAUACGCCGUGAUUCAAGUGAACGCAACCGCAGUUCUGGUAAACCUCUCCCUGGAGAAUCAAAACAAGGUAAAGAUCGUUCGGUCCGGAAUCGUCCCACCGUUGAUUUCCAUCUUAAAAGGUGGAUUCCCUGAGGCGCAGGACCACGCUGCAGGAGCACUGUUCAGCCUAGCGCUCGACGAUCAAAACAAGACGGCAAUCGGCGUAUUAGGAGCAUUGCAGCCACUUAUGCAUGCCCUCCGGUCGGAAUCAGAGCGAACUCGGCAUGACUCGUCCCUAGCGCUUUACCACCUGACACUGGUUCAAAGUAACAGGUCAAAGCUAGUCAAACUGGGUGCUGUUCAAACCCUAAUGGGGAUGGUUAAAUCGGGACAUAUGUUGGGUCGAGUCAUGUUGAUACUGAGUAACUUAGCUGGUUGUGCAGAUGGGCGAGCCACGAUGCUCGAUAGUGGUGCGGUGGAGUGGUUUUUGGGAAUGUUGAGACGAAACGAGUUGGAGUUUGAGUCGGGUCGUGAGAUUUGUAUAGGGACGUUGUAUGGUUUGAGCCAGGGUGGGUUGAGGUUUAAGGCGGUGGCGAAGGCGGCGGGGGCGGUGGAGGUUAUGGAAGAGGUGGAGAAAACGGCGGCGGGAGGAAGCGGCGAGAAGGUGAAGAGAGUUUUGGAUGUAUUGAGAGGGAGAGAGGAGGAAGAAGAAGAAGUGGAUUGGGAGGAGUUGCUUAAUACAGAGUCCGAUGAGCCUCGCCGCCGGACGAUCUCUUCUUGACGAUUGACUCGCCGGAGAUUAAUACAUCGGUUUUUUACAAUUAAUUCUUCUUCUUAUGAGAUUAAUUGCCUUCUUUUGAUUGGCUUGUAUUCUUGUUUUUAUUUUUUAUUUUUAUUUUUUACUUUUUGUCUGUAGAGAUCGAGUGUUUGAUUUUCUGUAAUGGAUGCUGAAGAUGUAGAUAAAAAAAAUUAAUUAGUUUGGUUGGA
Impatiens glandulifera is the source of this 1988-nucleotide messenger RNA. Its product is annotated as U-box domain-containing protein 40. The record is from RefSeq and is a predicted model, not a curated record. Bases 262 to 1782 code for a protein of 506 amino acids. Gene Ontology annotation, biological process: protein ubiquitination. Gene Ontology annotation, cellular component: cytoplasm; nucleus. Gene Ontology annotation, molecular function: protein binding; ubiquitin-protein transferase activity. NCBI's taxonomy places the organism in Eukaryota, Viridiplantae, Streptophyta, Magnoliopsida, Ericales, Balsaminaceae. The transcript has a single exon.